This is a messenger RNA of Gekko japonicus, 3353 nucleotides long. RefSeq names its product YTH N(6)-methyladenosine RNA binding protein 1 (gene YTHDF1). Gene Ontology annotation, biological process: mRNA destabilization. The transcript is spliced from 5 exons. The record is from RefSeq and is a predicted model, not a curated record. NCBI's taxonomy places the organism in Eukaryota, Metazoa, Chordata, Lepidosauria, Squamata, Gekkonidae. Gene Ontology annotation, cellular component: cytoplasm. The coding region runs from base 61 to 1743 and encodes 560 amino acids. Gene Ontology annotation, molecular function: N6-methyladenosine-containing RNA reader activity; mRNA binding.
UGGCCACGCCCCCUUCCUCCCCUCCCCACCUCUUCCUUCUCCUUCCAGGGCGCAUGAGAGAUGUCUGCCACCAGCGUUGACCCCCAGAGACCGAAAGGACAAGAUAAUAAAGUGCAAAAUGGUUCACUUCACCAGAAGGAUACAGUUCACGACAACGAUUUUGAGCCUUACCUUUCUGGACAGUCAAAUCAGAAUAACAGCUAUCCAUCAAUGACAGAUCCUUACUUAUCCAGUUAUUACCCGCCUUCUAUUGGCUUCCCGUACUCUCUCAGUGAAGCGCCGUGGUCCACUGGAGGAGACCCACCAAUCCCAUACCUCACUACCUACGGACAGCUGAGCAAUGGCGACCAUCACUUCAUGCACGAUGCUGUUUUUGGACAGCCCGGGGGACUGGGGAACAACAUCUACCAGCACAGGUUUAAUUUUUUCCCCGAAAACCCAGCUUUCUCAGCUUGGGGGACAAGCGGGUCCCAAGGGCAGCAGACUCAAAACUCAGCUUAUGGGAGCAGUUACAGCUACCCACCCAGCUCUCUGGGUGGGACGAUCGUCGACGGCCAGACGGGAUUUCACAACGAUACUUUGAAUAAAGCUCCUGGGAUGAACAGCAUCGAACAGGGAAUGGUUGGGCUGAAGAUUGGCGGGGAUGUCACGGCCUCCGCUGUGAAAACAGUAGGCUCUGUGGUCAACAGUGCCGGGAUGACAGGUGCUUUAUCUGGCAACGGUGGCUCAAGUAUAAACUUGCCAGUGUCGAAGCCGACCUCUUGGGCUGCUAUUGCUAGCAAACCUGCAAAACCUCAACCCAAGAUGAAAACAAAAAGUGGGCCUGUAAUAGGAGGAGCUCUGCCUCCCCCGCCUAUAAAGCAUAAUAUGGAUAUAGGUACUUGGGACAACAAAGGUCCAGUGGCCAAAGUUCCAACUCCCCAGCAGAUCCCAUCUCCCCAGUCAGUCCCACAGCCACAGAUCAUCCAGCCUAUUCCUGCUCAGCCGCCUCCGCUGACCCAGCUGCCAUAUCAGAACCCUCAGCCACCCCCACCCCAAAAUCGGUGGGUGGCACCCCGUAACAGAAAUGCGGCUUUCGGCCAAAGCGGAGGGACAGGCAACGAGAGUAACUCACCUGGGAGUAUCCCGGCGAACUCCAUCCCUGGCGGCGAGUCCCACCCUGUUCUUGAAAAGCUGAAAGCCGCUCACAGCUACAACCCCAAGGACUUUGAGUGGAACCUUAAAAAUGGACGCGUGUUCAUCAUCAAGAGCUAUUCGGAGGACGACAUCCACCGCUCGAUCAAGUACUCCAUCUGGUGUAGCACAGAGCACGGCAACAAGCGUCUGGACAGUGCUUUCCGCUCCAUGAACAGCAAAGGCCCCGUCUACUUGCUCUUCAGCGUCAAUGGCAGCGGACAUUUCUGCGGAGUGGCAGAAAUGAAGUCGCCGGUGGACUAUGGUACCAGCGCUGGUGUCUGGUCUCAGGACAAGUGGAAGGGGAAGUUCGACGUCAAGUGGAUCUUUGUGAAGGACGUGCCCAACAACCAGCUGCGACACAUCAGGCUGGAGAACAAUGACAACAAGCCAGUUACAAACUCCCGCGACACUCAGGAGGUGCCCUUAGAAAAAGCAAAACAAGUGCUUAAAAUUAUUGCGACGUACAAGCACACAACCUCCAUCUUCGAUGACUUUUCUCAUUACGAAAAGCGCCAGGAAGAGGAGGAGGUAGUGCGGAAGGAACGUCAGAAUCGAAGUAAACAAUAAGAAUAGACAUAUAUAGCUUGAGAUAUAUAUGUGUAUAUAUAUCUGAUAUUAAAAUUUGAUUAUGAAAAAUCGAAUCUUUUUAAAAAAAGAGUACUCUGGUGCCGUAUUCUGGCAUCAGAAGACUGAAAAGCUUUCAGCUCCGAUAUCGUUUUGUGUGUGUGUGCGUGUGUGCAGGGGAAAUUCAAUGGUUGCAUCUUUAAGUACAUUGGAAAUUUUUUGUUUUUGUUUUUUGCCCAGGUGAAUAUGCGUUCAUUUGUAUCUUUUCUAUGUAAAAUGCUGUAGAAUCCAUGAAUAAAGGUGUUACCUGUUUUUUUAAAAAUAAUUUUAAGUUGGUUAAACAGUUUUCAUGAUUAUAAUUCUAUAUUCUGAAAAUAUGAGUGUCUCCCAAAGACUUCAGCACAAAUUAUGUUUUCUAAUCUGGAAAUUCACCUUAAUUUUGUAUCUAUGUACUACAGAUCCUCUUGUCUCACCAUUCCCACGAUUGUUUUGAUUCUUCAUGGUAUAAAAAAAAACCCUUCUCCUGAAUCUUUCAUUUUUAAGCUCAAUUAUAGAAAACCCUAAGCACGUAUUAGAAUUUUGACAUUAAUACAGCAAGCUCAGAUCACUUUGAGUAGUUUUCCUCUGUUCAGUUGAUUAUUGUUUUAACUGCUGAAAGUACACCUUUUGCUGUCCUGUAGAAAAGCAUAAUUCACAGGGCCGUUUCUCGUGCAAGCUGCAUAAAUGAAAAUUGCUCUAACGCACAAUUGUGCUCUUGCCUGACUCUCAGUCAUCUCAGUGGGGCUUUCAUGAGAAAUGUUCCCCAUGGGUUGUGGCCUUAACAGUGUCUGAAAGUAGUCUCUCCCCCCCCCCCUUUUUCCUAUUUGGUGAACCAGUGCUCUUCUGGGAGCACCUGCUCUGUAUCAUACUGCAAAAGGUGAGACAUUUUUUUCUCCCCUCUCUCCCAUCACCUCAUUUUCUUUGUAGCUUAUUGGUUAAAUAAUGUCAACAUUGCAAGGGGUUUCUGGCAAUGUGGGUUUUUUACAUUAGGCUGGUUUUCAGUGUUCUGUUAAACACUCCCCCCCCUCUUUUCCACUUCUCGAAAAUGCCAUUUGGAAUUUUAUACCAAUAAUGGUGAGCUUUAAUAUAGAAUCUUAGUACAGACACACAUGAUGGAUUAUGCUUCAGAUGUUUAAAGUUGACAAUGUGUGUAAAUUUUUUUUCCUGUUGGAUGAGUAAAAAAAAAAAAGCCUACUGUUUUAAGAAAUGGGAUUUGCUGUCAUGUUUCUGUGGAAUGAGGGAGCUGUUUUGAGGAACCAGCCACCGAUCGGAGUUUUCAAAAAAUUAAGCAUGAAUUCUUUGGUGCUCAUGCCUGUCUCUCUAGCACACCGAAGUUUGCACGUGUAUCGUAGAGGAUCUUUUACUUAUUCUUAGAAAGCAAAUAUCUUCUUGAAAACUUAUUUACUCAAAAAAAAAAAGGACCUCCAAUUUAAAUGAAAUUUAAGAUGUAUCAUUUAGACUUGUAUUUAGAAUAUAUAGCUUUGUCUCUGGACUGUUACUUAUGGUGUAAGGAGUAACGGACAGCACCGGAUUUAACUUUUUUUUUCCUCUAGGAGAAUACAAGCCUUAAUAAA